AUGGACUGGCGCAAAUUAUUUGGGUGUAAAGCAAAUCAGGAACUUUCUUAUUUCCCUCCAAAAUUAAACGAUAAGGUUUCAAUUAUUCAACCUCCUCCAGAGGUCUUCGAGACAGGUACGACAGAAUGGAAGUCAGCACUAGUUGGACAGUUUCUUGGGUCAGCCCCCAAUUUUCUCUCUCUACAACGAGUUAUUGAUAAUCUCUGGAAUCAGGCUUCGAAGGGGUUUUCUGUUCAGCCUAAUCUACAAAAGCUUAACUUUGAUUUAUCUCGUCUUCCUCUUUGGAUUCAUCUGUUCAAUGUUCCACUGGAAUUAUUUAAUAGGGAAGGUCUUAGUUACAUUGCUAGUGCUCUAGGAGUCCCCAUUUCCAUGGACUCUGUUACUGCUUCAAAAACUAGAUUAGAAUUUUCUAAGGUUUGCAUUGAAGUAGGUGCUAAAGAGGAAAUUCCAAAAACUGUUGAAGUGGUUAUGGCUAAUGGUCAGACCACUAUCAUCUUUGUUAAAGUUCCAUGGAAGAAAUCUGUCAUGAUUGCUAACCAAGGGACUAACUCCUUUGAAGGAAUUGAACCCUUACAGGAACCAGAGUCAGAUCCUUCUCUUCCUAAGGAAAAAUCUGAACAUACUCGGAAUUUUAAUCCUUCUCCAAAGGUUUCAGAUUAUGAGUUACCAAACAAUAUUCUUUCUCCGGUACAAAUUGCUUCAUCUUCCAAGAGUGACCCAAAUAACUUUUCUGGUGAAGAAUCUUCUAUCAUUCCUCAACUCUCUCCUAAUUUAGUGGAAUCUGUUAAAGGGGUAACUACAACUCUUGAAAUCCCUUCAAAUGCUAAGGAUAAUGAAUCUGUUCCUAUCCUAAAAAGAGGUAGAGGUAUGCCUCUAAAAGCUAAAUCUAAUACUAUUUUAAAAGGAUCAACAAAUAGAUUUGAAAUCCUUAGCACCAUUGAUAAGAACCCUCCUUCUAUUGAGAUUCAAGUUAGGAAACCAAGACCUGCUGCCUCAGGGGUUGCUAAUUUGAUUAAAGAGCUUAAAUUUAAAAAGAAAGAGCACACUGUUAAAGUUCAAAGUUCUGGUGUGAUUACCAACUAUGACUCAGCUUCUAAUGGCAGGAUCUGGUUUCUCUGGAAGACAGGAAUAAAUAUUUCCUUCUGUCAUUCUACUUCUCAAAGCAUCACUGUCAAAUGCAAUUUCAAUAAUGAGCAGUUUAUCAUCACAACUGUUUAUGGGAACAAUUAUGGCCUUUCUAGGAGAUUUAUUUGGCAUCACCUAAGAGAUCUUAAUAUCUCUUUUGGCUCUUUUCCUUGGGUUCUAGGGGGAGAUUUCAACAUUUAUCUUAACCCUAAGGAAAGCUUUGAUUUUGAACUUUUAGGGCCUUAUUACUUCUCUGAUAUGAAAGAUUUCCAUGAUGUUUUAUAUGAUCUUCAACUUUGUGACCAUCCUUAUUUGGGUCCUUCUUUUACUUGGAGUAAUAAGAAAAAAGAAAAUUAUCUUGCUAGAAAACUAGAAAGAGUGCUUAUUAAUCCUCUUUGGUCCUCUUCCUUCCAAAAAUCUUUUGUUGAAUUCCUUGCUCCUGGACCUUCUAAUCACUGUAUGGCUCUUGUCUGGUUAAGUAAAGAUAUCCAAACUAAUCAUCCCAAACCUUUUAAAUUUUUUAAUUUCUGGGCCAACCAUCAAAAUUUCCUUACUGGAGUUCAAAAAUCCUGGCAGCAGGCUACCCAUGGAAACCCUAUGCAUAUACUAUUUCACAAAUUAAAACGCCUGAAACCUUGUUUACAGUAUUUAAACAAGGACUUCUACAUUGAUAUCUCUGCUAGAGUUAAACUCAAAAAAGCCGAGCUUGAAAAUAUCCAAAUCUCAACUCUUAGUGGCAUUAGUCCUAUUGAAAAAGAAUUGAAUGUUCAAAAGGAGAUGUUUUCUAUUGAAGAAGCUGAAAAUCUAUUUCUCAAACAGAAAGUUAUAGUCAAAUGGAUCAAAGAGGGAGAUAGAUGCACCAAUUUGUUCCAUUCUGUCAUUGCUAACAAACAUAAAAGAGACACUAUCAGAGUUAUCAUUAAUGUACAAGGACAAAGAUUGGAAUCUUUUGAUGAUAUGGCUAUUGAAAUCUUAGAUUACUUUAAAGCUCAGCUUGGAACUGUUGAUCCUGGUGUUCAAAAACCUGAUCUCUUCUUCUUGAAAAAUAUGCUUAAUGUCAAUCUGUCCUCUGAUGUUAUUUCUGACUUAACCAAAAUCAUUACUUCUGAAGAGAUAAAAGAAGCAAUUUUCAACCAAGGGAAUGAAAAAUCUACUAGCCCUGAUGGGUUCACUCCUAUUUUCUUCAAGAAAACUUGGAAUGUUGUUGGGGAUGAUGUUAUAAAUGCUAUCAAAUUUUUCUUCAAGGAUUCUUACUUACUGCCUGCCUUCAACUAA
Molecule: messenger RNA, 2400 nt
Organism: Hibiscus syriacus
Lineage: Eukaryota; Viridiplantae; Streptophyta; Magnoliopsida; Malvales; Malvaceae
Exons: 4
Coding region: 1-2400 (799 amino acids)
Source: RefSeq, a predicted model, not a curated record